Messenger RNA from Lactuca saligna, 330 nucleotides. NCBI's taxonomy places the organism in Eukaryota, Viridiplantae, Streptophyta, Magnoliopsida, Asterales, Asteraceae. The record is from the annotation of a GenBank genome assembly.
AUGGGAGAUGGGAAUCUUGAAAUCAUAUGGCUAACCAAUGAAACUUAUGGCUCUUGGGUGUUAGGCGGGAUAUUGAAUAUCCUUUCAAGAUCUUGGGAGACAGGACCUACCACACUAGGAGUUUCCCCAUCUAUGAAUAUCGGAGCAUUCUUGGAUAUGAAGUCCCCAACUUGGCAGUUUGAAGAUGAUCAUGUAUCGAAGUACAAGAUCAUGGGUUCUAGGAUUGAAGAUGGAUUUGGUGUAGUUUCUAUAGGUAUUCUCGAACUUGAGCCUAAUGAUUCAACCCAAUCGACUGUCAUCUUGUUGGUUUCACUUUGCUCAGCAAUAUGA